GUGAUGGAUACAGUGUAUGUGCGAAGCGCGGUUUGAGCGCCAUAUUUUUGCCAAAUAAUUUUGGUAUUGUGAGAACAUAGGAACUUGAACGGCUUUGGUUGUUCGCCUGCUUCGCGACAUGUCUGGAGCGGCAGUGAGCACCUCUACCAGUAAGCUGAAUGUGUUGGUCAACAAGCUUCAUGAGUACUUGGCUCAUUCUGCUGUUGAGGACGGCAGUGGCACAUUAACCUCCGAUGCUGAUGGUUUGCCGAACAGGAGCUGUUCUGUGGGAAAUUUACCGGGGCAUGGUCUGACAGAGGCAGGUGUGGAUAGCAGAUAUUCCAGGAGAAAACCUUCAGUUGUCAUAAAGCACUCUGGAGUGGAUGAAUCUGGGGACUCAAAUGAAAGCGAGGACGUGGAUUUACCAGUCAGUACAAACGGUCACCUCGAUGUCACCAGAUUGCCUAAAGGUACCGUACUGGUCAGGCCUGAGGCUGCUGACAAUGGAAGAGAUGAUUUCAGGGGUCCAGAGUUUCGCAGCCGGAAAUCCAACGUGAUUCGGAAAGAGUUUUCAAGAAGACGUGGAGGAGUUGAACACGUGGGAAUUGUGAGUUGCACUGCAUGUGGCCGACAAGUUAACCACUUCCGGAAAGAUUCCUUGUAUCGACAUCCAGUUCUGAAAGUACUCAUCUGCAAGUCUUGCUACAACUAUUAUUCAAGUGAUGACAUCAGCAAGGAUGGAGAUGGAAUGGAUGAGCAGUGCAGGUGGUGUGCUGAAGGAGGCAACUUGAUCUGCUGUGACUUCUGCAGUAAUGCUUUCUGCAAGAAGUGUAUUCUGAGAAAUUUAGGAAGAAAGGAACUAUCAGGCAUCUUGGAGAGCAAAUGGUACUGCUAUGUGUGCAGCCCAGAACCCCUUUUUGACCUGGUGGUGGCUUGCGACAGUGUCCUUGAGAACAUGGAGCGUCUGUGGCAUCAGCACCGCAGAAGGAAUCGAGUGGAGCCAGGGAAAUCUGAACUUUACCACAUAUUGCCGCAAAGCAAUCCCUUGCACAAGUGGGAUCACACUGGUAUGGAUGGUAAUGUGGUGUUCCACUACAACACGCUGCAGAUUUCCAGAGACAUUACCAAAAAGGCCAAACAUUUAGUGGACUCAACAAACGCCUUAAACCAAACAUUUGUCAAUUUCAUUCAUACUGUUACAACAAACAAGCAAACGCCUGGUGUUCGUAAUCUGUAUCUGAACUCUUUUUUGACAGUAGUCAAGGGCUUGAGAAAAUCACUUUCGGCACUUGAGGAUAGCCUUAAGGAAGAAUUCAGUGACUUGGAUGUAUUGAGCAUUUGGGAGAAGUUCCUUAGCGAUGAUUUUGAUACACUUGUAACAGCUGCGGACACAGAGCUGGAUAUCUCUGAUGAAAGAUGCUUGAGCAACUUGCAGAAAUUGGCAGCUGAACAUUUGGAAGACAAUGAUUCUGACUCCAAGGGCUUCACAGAUGGGAGACGUCCAGAUGACUGCACUGACAAGGGCAUGGAUUCACAUGAAGCCAGACUCGGAACAAAUACUAUUAGCUUAAAGACUUCUGAAAGUGGGGUUGAUAUGUCUAAAAAACUAGUAGUACAACUUACACCUGUAGCUAUGGAACAGGAGCAAUCCAGUGAUGCCCCAAAGAUGGAGGAAGACCUCCACAAGAAGGAUAAGGAGUCAAGGGGAAAGCAUGAAUCAGAAGAUGACGAUAGUGGGUGUGCUAAAGCUGACAGUAAGAUGAGCAAUGACAACUCGAGUGCAUCUGUGUAUCCAGAAGAGGAACAUGGUAAUAGACGGUCUCCUCGUGUGAAGACAACUCCCUUGCGCCGACCAAGUGAUGUCAAGACCAAAACAUCUCUUUCAGCAGCAGAUAGUGACAGUGACUCGGAUGCUGAGGAGACCCCCAACACAGUACCUGUAAAAAACACUGAAGAACAAAGUCUGAGCAGAGCAAGAGAUGAUUCUGACUCGGACGAGGUCCCUGCUGCUCUACUUGAGCGAGCAGCUAUGACACAAAGCUCGGAUGAAGCCCAGAGCGACGAGGACGGUGGUAAAGGUUCGCCAAAUAAGGUGGCCAAGAAAUGUCUUUUCUGGCUCACUAAGAACACUCCGAUGUCACCAGAGAAGAUGCGCCGAAAACGCAAGAUGCUUGACCGCUCCCCCGAGUCCGACUCGAGCAACAGAAGAGUCAAAGCUCGCCAGAAAAGUGGGACUGAUUCCUCUAGUGAUGACCAAGAUUCGCAGGCCAAAAUGCAACAGUUGUAUACGCUGAGGUCGAUAGGGACGCCGCACCUCGUCAAAAGAGAGGAGGAAGGUGUGGCUAGAAAGCAAAGGAGGAUACAACAGGGGAAAUCGAAGGCUAAAUCUCGUCAGGAAGCGAUGGAGUCAUCGUCGUCAUCAAGUGAUGAACAAGAUGAUGACUCUGGGAGUGAUGGAAGUGAUCAGAAGAUGAAGCCAAUCACAGAAGAUGUGGCCUUACUAGGAGCAGCAGCAUUCCACCAAUCAUCGGGAGAUGAGGAGCAGUCUGGGCCCUCGUGGGCAGCAGAAGACGACGAUGAUCCAGAAAAUAGAAUCGCUAAGAAAAUGCUAUUGGCCCAAAUUAAAGCCAACUACUCCUCGGGUGAUGAUAUCUCAUCGGCGGAGGAAACACAGGAGGAGGACUCUGAGUCGGAGGGUGACGACGAGGUCAGACAAGGCAAUAAGGAUAAAGGAACAGAUGAGAAUGGGGAAGACUUGACUUCAGAUUCAUCUGACACCAAGUCUGAUGGGCCCAACUACAGGCACCAUCUCAUCAAACUCAAACUCACCUUAGAUGAGGAAGCAUCGAGUGACAAGGUCGUGUCAAAGACAGAAGAAGGAAAGCAGGAGAGCAGGAGACGAGCCAACAAAAGACACCUGAGCUCUGACGGUGAAGACCGUGAUGAGUCGGAUGAAGACGGGAUGAGUGAGGAGCUGAGUCAGUCAGAGGAUGAGGCUGGUGAAGAUGGACUCAAAAGUUUAGCUCCAGGGGAAGCAUCUUUUAAUCCGGUACAGACGCAACAUACCUGCAUUUGGUUGUCUGAUUCCAGCAGUGAAAAGAGCGAUCAAGAGGACACAGAAAAGGAAAUAAAUGAGAGUCAAGGCACCCCCAAAGGACGCAAAAAGAUCCGCAAAAUCAUUGACGAUGAGAACCUCCGUGCUGAGACUCAGGAAGCCCUGAGAGAGGAGGAGGAACGAUGCAAGCGUCUAGCAAAAAGGGAUCAACAGUUGGAGGACAUGAGAGAGAUAACUGUCAUAGAAGACGAACUGUCUCAAGUGGUUUGUCCCGUCACAACCAAGCUGGUCCUGGAUCAGGACGAGGAGGCCAAGAAUCCUCUCGUUCAGGUGCACGGGAACCUGGUGACGAGACUGAAGCCUCAUCAGGUGGACGGUGUCCAGUUCAUUUGGGACAGCUGCUGUGAGUCUGUGAAGAAAGCCAACUCUUCUCCGGGAUCGGGCUGUAUACUGGCACACUGCAUGGGUCUAGGAAAAACUCUGCAGGUGGUAACGUUCCUCCACACUGUGCUUCUGUCAAAAAACCUGAAAUUUACAACGGCCUUGGUCGUGUGUCCACUUAAUACGAUCCUCAACUGGGUCAGCGAGUUCAAGAAAUGGCAAAGCAACAUGGGAGAAGAGAAAGUCAAGGUGAAAGAAAUGGCUACAACAAAGUCAGCCCUGGAAAGAGUCCGAGCUCUGCAGCAGUGGCACAAACAUGGAGGCGUUAUGAUAAUGAGCUAUGAGCUGUACCGCAUCCUGUCGCUAGGCAAUAGUAUCAAGAAUGAGGAGUGGAAGAAAGAGUUAAAGAGCGCACUGGUGGAUCCAGGUCCAGACUUUGUGGUUUGUGACGAGGGGCACAUCCUGCGCAAUGAAAGAUCCAAUAUCUCUAAAGCUAUGAAUGCCAUCAAGACCCAAAGAAGACUGGUGCUAACAGGCACACCGCUGCAAAACAACCUUGUCGAGUACCACUGCAUGGUCAAUUUCAUCAAGAAGAAUCUUCUGGGUUCACUGGGUGAAUUCCGAAACCGCUUUAUCAACCCCAUCCAGAACGGCCAGUGCGCUGACUCCACACCAAAAGACGUCCGAGUCAUGAAGAAGCGCGCUCACGUGCUUCAUGCGAUGUUGGGUGGAUGUGUGCAGAGAAAAGAUUACUCAGAGUUGACCCAGUUUCUGCCUCCCAAACACGAAUAUGUGCUGGCAGUGAGGGUUUCCCCACUUCAGUACAAGUUAUACCGCUACUAUCUUGACCAUGUGGCAGGUGUGGGCUCCAUAGCUAAAGCAAAGCUGAGGGCUGGAGCAAACCUGUUCAAGGACUUUCAGGCCCUCGGACGCAUUUGGACUCAUCCGUGGUGCCUUCAGCUCAGCUACGUCAACAAAGAAAAGAAGAGAAAUCUAGAAAAGAAGAAUCAAGUUAAAAUGACAGCCAUGCUGACAAAUGCAAAAACCACCGUAGCUGAGAGUGGACUGAAAGAGAAUGGAGAAGGACAAGUGACAAACACUGGCAACAGUACAGUGAUUACGGAUGUGUCCACAGAUGCCCCGGCAGCGGAAGGAGCGAAAGCUGUUGUCGACUUGACGCCUCAGGUUCCAGAUGACAGCUGGUACAGAUGUCUGCUGUCUGACAGUGAUGCCAAAAUCAUGGAGCACUCGGGAAAAAUGAUGCUUCUGUUUGAGAUCCUCAAAAUGGCUGAGUACCAGGGGGAUAAAGUGCUUGUGUUCAGUCAGUCCUUGAUCUCAUUAGACCUAAUUGAGGAAUUCCUUCGCAUUUCUCACCGUGCCAGAGGCCACUCAUUGAAAGAGGGCAGCUGGAUUAAAAACAUCGAUUACUAUCGUCUUGAUGGUUCCACCAGUGCUACUCUUCGGAAGGACUGGGCAGAUAAGUUCAAUAAUGCUGCCAAUAACCGUGGCCGAUUGUUUCUCAUCUCAACGAGAGCGGGCUCACUGGGUAUCAACCUUGUGGCUGCUAACAGGGUCAUCAUCUUCGAUGCCUCCUGGAACCCCUCAUACGACAUCCAGAGCAUAUACAGAGUGUAUCGCUUCGGCCAGCUGAAACAAGUGUUUGUGUACCGCUUCUUGGCUCAGGGCACCAUGGAGGAGAAGAUCUACGAUCGUCAGGUGACCAAGCAGUCUUUGUCCUACCGAGUGGUAGAUCAGCAGCAGAUCGAGAGACACUUCACCCUGAUGGAACUGACAGAGCUUUACACAUUUGAGCCAGACCUGCUCGAUGAUCCAAACUCCAAGAAAAGCAAGAGACCCACCUCUCUGCUCCCGAAGGAUAACAUCCUGGCACAGCUCUUAAUAACCUGUAAAGACCAGAUAGUGUCUUACCACGAGCACGAAUCCCUCCUGGACCAUAAAGAAGAGGAAGAGCUCAGCGAGGCAGAACGCAAAGCUGCUUGGGCCGAGUUUGAAGCCGAGUCAAACGCAGCCAGUCAACCAGUCAGCUCCAGCCAGGAGAACUUGGAUAUGCAGACCAAUCAACAGCUACUGGAAUUGCUAAACAAAAGUAAAGCAAGAGUGUCAGUGGCCUUCCAGUCAUUGCAGAAAAUGAGACCUCAAACUAUGGAGCACUACAUGCUGCGAGUGCCAGCAGUUUCCACUGUCCAAAAUAUCUGUAAAGAGCCCAUACUCUGCUGUUUGGGUUUUGUCUACGGAACCCCGGAGUGGCCAUAG
Stegastes partitus (bicolor damselfish) is the source of this 5689-nucleotide messenger RNA. RefSeq names its product transcriptional regulator ATRX-like. The transcript has 34 exons. NCBI's taxonomy places the organism in Eukaryota, Metazoa, Chordata, Actinopteri, Pomacentridae. Bases 119 to 5689 code for a protein of 1856 amino acids. Gene Ontology annotation, cellular component: nucleus. Gene Ontology annotation, molecular function: ATP binding; ATP hydrolysis activity. The record is from RefSeq and is a predicted model, not a curated record.